AUGGUAGCCUGGAGUAGAAGCGGCCACGGCCGCAUCGUGAACGGCGAACCUGCCGUCAUAACAGAUUACCCCUGGGUACUCGCCACAGAGUUCCUGGUCAGACAUGCGUGCGGCGGCUCCAUAAUCAGCACGACGUGGGCGAUGUCUGCCGACCACUGCUUCUAUGACGACGUCAACAAGACGUCGCUGCGGGCCGGAUCGACACUUUCUGAACCGUUCCCGGUGGGAUCGAACGUCCAGAUCGUCAACCUGCCUUCUAAAAUCGGAUACGAGGCCCCUGCAGGCCUCCCUGUUACUGUCGUCGGCUGGGGCUUGGACGGCGACGGUGCCAUCAACAAGAGCCCCUGCAACGGUGACUCCGGGAGUCCGCUAGUGUUCGGAAGCGUGCAGGUCGGCAUCGCGUCCUGGUGGGACGAGAACUGCGAGUACCCGCAGGCGGUGUACACCAGCGUAGGCUUCUUGCGUCUCUGGAUCCAAAAUCAAAUUAGAGACUAA
Schistocerca piceifrons (Central American locust) is the source of this 495-nucleotide messenger RNA. RefSeq names its product trypsin-like. Gene Ontology annotation, molecular function: serine-type endopeptidase activity. The coding region runs from base 1 to 495 and encodes 164 amino acids. The record is from RefSeq and is a predicted model, not a curated record. The transcript has 3 exons. Gene Ontology annotation, biological process: proteolysis. NCBI's taxonomy places the organism in Eukaryota, Metazoa, Arthropoda, Insecta, Orthoptera, Acrididae.